This is a messenger RNA of Diatraea saccharalis (sugarcane borer), 1477 nucleotides long. The record is from the annotation of a GenBank genome assembly. Lineage: Eukaryota; Metazoa; Arthropoda; Insecta; Lepidoptera; Crambidae.
AAUCUAAAUAGCCUGCACCGUAGAUCUAAAUUGCACCUGAUAUUAUCAAUUAUCUUUACGUCAAAUUUGAGAUAACAAUUAUUAUAAAAUGCCGCGAAUUUAAUAAUUACAAAUAUUAUAUCUGAAAACAAUUACUACAUUAAUAUUUUGUAGAUUGCAAAAUAUUGGAAUUAAAAAUGGAGAAAGACUUGAAAAACAAAAUUGUUGUUGUCACCGGCGCUUCUAGAGGAAUCGGAUUAAGUAUUGUAGAAGCAUUCUUACUAGAACAAGUUAAAAAGGCGAUUAUUUUGGAUAUUAAUUCCGACGCUGGCAUCAACACCACUAAACAGCUAAACUCUAAAUUUGGAGAGGGUAAAGUUGACUUUUUCCAAUGUGAUAUAUCUGUGGAUGUGGACACUGUAUUCGAUAAAAUCGUGCAGAAGUAUAAAACUAUCGAUAUUCUUGUUAACAAUGCUGGAACAGUGAACGAGAAUUCAAUUAGACAAACGAUGAAUGUCAAUGUUGUUGGUACCGUCGAUUUGACCAUGAAAUUCUGGAAUUAUGCCAGGAAAGAUAAAGGAGGAUCUGGUGGUACAGUGAUCAAUAUAGCAUCGGUCUCUGGCUUCAGGGUGGAUCCAUUUUCACCAUUUUAUAAAGCAUCUAAAUAUGCUGUGAUCGGUUUCACUAGAACUAUAGGUCAUACGGUUAAUUAUCAACAAACGGCAGUAAGAGUUAUUGGCAUUUGUCCGGGUUAUACGAAGACUAAUAUGGGUAAUAACAUUAGUUUACAUGAAAGUCGGAUAUUUCACGCUCCCAUACUGGAGAAGUUUAAGAAGAAGGCAAUAUGGCAGGAAGUCGACGCGGUAUCUAAAGCAGCGGUGGAGAUAUUUAAGAAAGCUGACAGUGGUACUAUGUGGCUCAUAGAAGGAGGUGUGUUAAAUGAACUCCUAGUGCCUUCGGAAUGGAUAAGUGAGGUUUAAACAUUAUAUAAGCUUCAUUUGACUUAAAGAAGAUAAUACCAAUUCCAGAUAAUUCUCACCGAUUUCAGUUUUAUUAUUUUAUUUUUCCAAUUUUUCUUAUUAUUCUUUAAACAAUUAUACUAUAAGUUGUUGUAUGUUUUUUGUUAUCUGUACUAAAACUUAUUAUCAUAUAAGAAGAUAUUUUUUAGAUGCGAAUUUAGACGCCGAUAAUUUGACAAUUUCUAUAAUAGAAAAUAAUUUGUAAUCAAAACCAAGUUGUUGUAUAGGCAGUCAUAUGUCCAUGCUUAACGGUCCAUUAACCACCAAAUAAUUAUAUCAGAUCAUAUAUUAUAGUGAUAUACGCUUCAGCCGUUCCAUUUGUACACCAGCUGUUUAGAAUGGUACAUCGUCUUAAAACAAAUAUCAUUACUUUUGACUAGUUUUUUUAAUUUAAUUCAGAAACUCGCGUAGUUAUUUUCACGAUAAAAUUUAUACAUACGCUAUAAAAUUAUAUAACUCGUAUAAUAAGUGUAAUAUUU